Ooceraea biroi (clonal raider ant) is the source of this 6115-nucleotide messenger RNA. It is a transcript of the gene Mekk1, whose product is annotated as mitogen-activated protein kinase kinase kinase 4. Lineage: Eukaryota; Metazoa; Arthropoda; Insecta; Hymenoptera; Formicidae. Gene Ontology annotation, biological process: protein phosphorylation; MAPK cascade. The record is from RefSeq and is a predicted model, not a curated record. Gene Ontology annotation, molecular function: protein kinase activity; ATP binding.
AAGAACGUUGGACGAGAACGAGCGAGCGACCGCUAGAUUGCGAAUCACUGCGAGUCGGCGAGUGUCGUCAGCGAUUAUCGAUGUUUGGUCGUUCGCGUUUUCCGAGCUGAUGCGAGGAUGCCUCGUCGUUGUAGGCCGUGUCAUUCCACGAGGAAGCCCGAUUACGGGCCCACUGACAACGAUGACGUCGAUCAUGCUGCCAUACCGCAGCCGUCCAGUCCAACGAGCGAAUUGGAGGAGUCUCUUCACGCGAUGUCCGAUAUUUACGGCCAAACACCGCCCAGGACUCGCCUCAGCCGUAAGAAGAAAUACAUGAAGCAAAAAUUCUCGAGCAGCGAUCUCAAGUCGACGGAGAAGGAAGCUCAGCCGAACGUGAUCGUCCGUAGACGCAACACCCUCGACACCAUCAUCUUCAACGAAAUGUGCGACAAGGCGGACAAGGAUUGCGAGGACGAGACGAAGGAGGAUGUGAAGGAGUCGGGGAGAAAGUGCAAGAGAAGCUUGAAACUGCUGCGCGGCAACGAAAGGGAUUUGAAGCUCGACAUAGAGAUCGCCAGUUAUGAUAAAUGCUGCGGGAAUAUCGCGAUACCAACGCCGAAUCAGAUCAAGGUCGAAACUAGAAAUAGAUUUCGCAGUCUACGGUCGAAGCCGGUCGAUAUGGAGGAGAAGAAAGUUGAGCAGGAAAUUAGCGAAGAACAAUGCACGGCGGUAAUAAAUGAAGACAAUUUGCUCAUGCAGUCACCGAGGAUGCGGAGCUUCAAAGAGAGAGAGAUAUUCUACAAUACGUUUGCCUUCUUAAUUAAAUUGAAAUAUUUUUUGCAGGGGAGCAUGGAACGCAAUCGUUGUCGUCAAAUCAGCCACGAAGAGACCAGAUGGCAGAACGAACUGAAAGACCUGAUAUGGCUGGAAUUGCAGGCGCAUCACGCGGAUCGUAGUCCGAUGGCGCAGGAUGAAUAUUUAUGCCGCCAACGGGAGGCGGUGAACGGUCUACUCGCAGAAAUAAUGGAGUACAGAUAUAAUCCAAUUGCGGACACGCAAGAGGGAGGCCCAGGUUGCAUCAGCCCGGGAGAAGCCCCGUGCGACAGACUUACGAAUCUUGGCUUGAGCCCGAGCAUCGAGCUAGGCGUGUGUCCUGGUUGCCUCUCCAUGUACUGUCGUGCAUGCGCUCGCGUCCAACGAGAAGCGUUGGAGCAAGUGGAAGGUCUGCUGGCGCGAUUGGAGAGCGCGGAGGCGCUUUAUCCGUCGUCUCAGGCUUUCGCGGCUAAUUAUCCGUUGUACAAGAGCGCCGAGUUCACCGACAAGGUGAAGGCCAUGUGCCUGUGGUACAACAUGACGAAGCACCAUCGAUUCAAGUUGCAGAUACUGGGCAGACUGCUCAUGCUGCACACGUCGCAGAAGAAACAGGAGACUACCGACUCCGGGAUCAGUUCGUCACGGUCGUCUGCUGUCGAUACCGACUCUAUGGAGCGGCAGUCUGUAGUACGGUUUGAAAUACCUCAUCAGGAUGAGACCUCCAGCCCUUCCGACAGCAAUAACAGCAAUAAUUCUUCGGCUGGAGCUUUGUCACUUGGAUCGGCGCCGCAUACCCCGGAGAUCUCAAUCUUGUACUUCGAGGACGAGAGAGUCGACCGACUCGAUUUCUACUUGGUCGAAUUUGAUCGACAUGGUUACAGAAAAUACAUCGAGGACGUGUUGAAGACAAGAGGCCUAAGAAAAAGUCUGAAUUUCUUGGAUCGAUUGCACACGUCCGUUCUGAGAAAAGCAAGAUUAACUUUGGAGAAAAAUGAAGAGGACGAGGAGGGUAAUAGUAGCGCGUACGAGGAAUACGAAGGUGACAGGGAACUACGUCGGUACGGUGCCUGGAGCCCCGAGGCGAGGGAACUAAAUCUGCCAUCAUAUAGAUCGGCCUUCGUGUUUCUCUCGCGCGUGCCUCUAGAUGUGGUACAUGAAUUUUUGAGGAUGAGACUGGAGCAGAAGCCGGAGCAGCCGAGUCCGUUGUCGGUUCGGCAGCUCAUGCGGGAGCUUCGCGAGGGUCUCAGGAUCGCCUGCAUUCAUCGUGACCGAUUCGCUACGCACUCCCGUGCCGCUGUUGCCAGCGAUAACGGCGGCUGCGAGAGUCUAUUUGAAGAUGAUCUCAAGCAUUUCGACGAGAGUGUGAGAGCCGUGUUCGAAGUCUAUCUAGAUUAUCUUCAGCAGUGGGUGGACAUGGUGCAACACGACAGCUUUCACAAGAAUCUCAUCAUGGAUGAGUGGCUGUUUGUCAAGUCCAUCGCUGGUGAUAUAAGCAACGGAUACAAGAUCGCGAGUGUGAAGUUCUGUGAGAUCGCGCGGAUGAUGAUCAAGCAAGUAAACGAAUUCCUUAUCGACCGACCUCGCGAGAUCCGGGAGAACGCGGACGAGAAGGAGGACGAUGAUGAGCUGUCGUCCAAGUUUCACCUGAUGUUUGUGGGCCGCGAGUGGCAGGGAAUGUUCGUCGAGGCCCGGGAGAAGGUCGUGAAGAGCGUCAACCUGGUCAAACAUUUGAAAUGUGACAUCGAGAAGUGGACGAUCUUCGAUUCGCAGUUGAUGGAAUCGCUGACACCGUUGAAGGAUAUAAUCCUAGAUUUGAGGCGCCGCAUCACCUUGGUGAUCGAAGACUUCCAGAACGAUGCGAAUGAGGUGGAGCAGUCGAAUACCGAGAGUGAAUACCUGACGCCGUUGCGAUCGAGGAUCCGCGAGAUUCUGCAUCAGGCUUACAGGAUGGGCUUUGACUUCCACAAGGAGAUGUACAAACUGUUCUCCUCGGAAGAGAAGGCCGCUCUGGCGCGCGGUCUCGUCUCGUUUGCCCUUCUGUGGAUGGAAUUCGUGAGAACGCGAUGCGAGCGCGGCCGUGGUUUAAGGCCUACUUGGGCGAACCAAGGUCUCGAUUUCUUAAUGACGAUCUGCGAGCCGCACAAUACAAAGUACCUGACGGAUCAAGAGUUUGAGGAGCUGAAGGCGUGCAUGGACCGUUGCAUAUCUCACGUCAUUGGAACCGCUUCAGGUUUCGCAGAAGGCCCUAAAUCAUUGUCGCGAUCGAGAGGUACAUCGCCGUGCCACAGCCGCAGCAGGACCACGAGCAUCAAUUUCUCUCAGAAGUCGCGAGAUCCUCUAAAGUCACCCGAGAUAUUAGGUAACGCGAAGAAGUGCAGCUCGCCGAGCAUGAUCGAUGGGAAUCUCGCAGUGAUAAUAAACACGCCCGAGCGGAACACGCAGAGGCACGAGAGGAUCGUCUCUGUCAUCAGGAGGGUGGAGAACGAGCUCGACGAGAGGCGGCAGAAGCGUGAUCUCAUCGGACAGGUCAUUGACAGGAAGACGAUGGACACGGUUCGCGUCAAGCGGCGGGUCACGUUCACGUGGCAGCGCGGUAUCAAAAUAGGUCAAGGAAGAUUCGGUAAAGUAUAUACCGUGGUGAACAAUCAGACCGGCGAGUUGCUGGCCAUGAAGGAGGUGCAGCUGAAACCCGGCGACCAUGCAGCGAUCAGGAACACCGCCGAGGAACUACAAAUAUUCGAGGGGAUCCAGCACCCGCAUUUGGUGCGAUAUUACGGGCUGGAAAUUCGCCGGAAGGAGAUGUUAAUUUUCAUGGAAUUCUGUGCGGAGGGCACUCUCGAGAACCUGGUAGCGGGUAGCGGCAACGGACUGCCGGAAUCUUUGGUCCGAAAGUACACUUAUCAACUGCUUCUCGCAAUAGCGGCAUUGCAUUCUCACGGAAUAGUCCAUCGAGACGUCAAAACCGCGAAUAUUUUCCUGACGGACGAAGGCAAUUGCCUGAAGCUCGGCGACUUCGGUUGCGCGGUGCAAAUUAAGGCGCACAUGACGAUGCCGGGGGAACUUCAUGGCUUCGUAGGCACUCAAGCCUACAUGGCGCCCGAGGUAUUCAUGAAGUCUGAGAGCACUGGAUACGGCAGAAUCGCUGAUAUCUGGUCGGUGGGUUGCUGCGUCAUCGAAAUGGCAAGCGGACGACAACCCUGGUCGGAUUUCGACUCGAAUUAUCAAAUUAUGUUUAAAGUCGGAAUGGGACAGAUACCAGCUCUUCCGAAGAAUCUCUCCGCUGAAGGUAUUGACCUGGUGAAGAAAUGCCUGCAGCACGAUCCGAAGAAAAGAUGGCCUGCUGAGUCCCUUCUCUCGCACUCUUUCGUGCGUGGCGAAUAUGAAGACGUCAAUGCUGAUUUAACGAUGCCGCGUUACUGAGAGCUGCGCCAGAAGAUUACCAAGAUUGCGGAGUACUAGCCAUCAAAAGGUACUAACUGAGUAAUUUGAUCUCUUGAAAAGACUUUUCGUAUUCUCCUGUGGACCUUUCUACAGUGAGAGCAAAGUGAAUCUUUGCGCAGAGCACAAGUAAUAUAAUUUGUUCUUCUUUUUUCAUGAAAAUUUCACGCAAUAUCUAAUCUAGGAUAUCUAUAGGAAAGAUCAGUACGAUAUUUGUGUUUGUUUCUCUUUAGAUCGUAUCGUACGCAUUAUUUGAAGAAUUGUUGUCUGCCUUUUAGGAUAUUUCGUAUUGAAUGUACAUAUAUUUUAUUUUACUCUAUUCUAUCAAGACAUUUUAUUGAACUUAUAUCUGUUGACUAUCCGAACGUAUUUUAGUCGCUAGUGAGUGCAACGUAAUACAUAAAAUAAGGAUAAAGAUUUUUGUGAUCGUGUUAUUGUAUAGAAGAAGGUUCCAGAGCACACUUUCUUUUAAUCACGAUUGCAAGAUGAUGAGGCUAAACGAAUAGCAUUUUUACAUCGGAGGAUGACGGAGUUGUUGAGCGUCAAAAGUUGUUACAAGACUGUGAGUUAAGUUUGGUGUACAUAGGAGAUAUGUAAAUGAUAAGAUCUAGUUUUUUACUUGUUUUAGAAGAAACAUUUAGUAGGAAAACAAACAAUGAACUUAAUUACGCAUAACAGAAGCGUAGUUGGAGACUUAAAAAAGAGUUAUACAAGAGUUUUAAUAUAUCCAAGAUUAAAAAUAUUGUUAUGAGUAAUAACGCGUCUCCAUGAACGAUAAAUUUUAAUUGCUAUUGUGAUAGUGAGAAGAUGAGAAAAAUAUGCCUUCUGGAACAUCAUAUAUUCCUCUCAGAUGAUUUUGAACUAGUCAUAUUAGGCUAAAUGUGAUUCGGCCUGUCGAAGGUUGGGGGCUGCAAACGUGAUUAGUUGAGUAAUAAUAAAGUAGCAGCGUGUACGAUCGGUAGCUCGAUCGAGUGAUAAAUAUAUAUUUAUAAUAAAUGUAUGUCUAUAAAUGUAUAUUUAUAAGUACGUAUUUGCAAUUAGAUUUGGCUUUCGGGUUGCAGCCGCGUUUUUAGUUACUUUGAUUCCGACGUUUCGGAAAGAAACAUCUUAGUCUACUUCAUCAGGGAGAGUGUCAGGCUGCUUCUUUCGCGCUCCAAUCCGGAAGACAAAGCCAGUUGCAAUUAUCUGCACUGCGAAAGCCUCAAAUAUCGUAUAUAUAUUUUUUUCUUCAUUUUUUAUAUACAGACAAAGGCAAACGUAUACUUAUUUUAUAGUAUAUAUAUUUUUAUGAGUAGCAUAUGUGUAAGUGUAUAUGUAUAUAUGUAUGUAUAUGCAAACACGCACGUUUUGUAAAUACAUGUCAUGAACGAUAGACGUAAGAUUUUUCACAUUCCGUCAAUUUUGCAUCUCGCAAUCAUCAUAGAACGUUGUUGGCGUGCUCAUAUCAUCAGCGGUACUACUUCAUCUUAUAUUAAAUGUAUAAUUUUGCUGUAAUCAUAAAAUAGAGGCAUUAUACUAUCUCGUAAUACUGUUAAUUGUAAUAAUCAUGUAAUUAUGUAUAAUACGAUAAUUAUGUAUAAUACGAUUAUCGCAAUACUGAAUAAUCCGCACGGAAAAUCCUGUAAAAUCGUUGCGACGCGGAAAGUUGAGGUACUUUCUAAAAUGUAACGUGUUAACUGGCAGCUGUUGAAAUCUAGCUGCUCGAUUAUUAAUGAAGCGUGCGUUUGUGAUACGUCCAUAAAUAAUUGUAUACAACUGUUUCGAAGCUGUUUCGAGAGUGGACUGAUUGCUACAUGUACCACGAAACAGAUAUUCUAUUUUACAUAAAAAAAGAGAAAAACAACGACACUGAGAAGAGAAUAAAGUGGGACGAAUGUGACGACAA